Molecule: messenger RNA, 10534 nt
Organism: Drosophila melanogaster (fruit fly)
Lineage: Eukaryota; Metazoa; Arthropoda; Insecta; Diptera; Drosophilidae
Exons: 9
Coding region: 881-7300 (2139 amino acids)
Biological process (GO): cell-cell junction organization
Source: RefSeq, marked reviewed
UCAGUCUCUAUCUGAGCGUUGUCUUUGCGAGUUAGCCAUUUGCAAUCGUGCGGUCUUUUCAAUGUGUCUGUAGCCGCCCCAAUUACAUAUGUAUUUCGUCUGUGGAUAUAUGUACGAUGUACAUAUGUAUAUAGGAUGUACACAUUUGUACAUAUAAAUAUAUGAACAAUGCCUAUUUCUCCAGCUUUCGUUUACAGUAGUUUUGAGAAAGAAGUGUAUCUGAGUGUUUACGUGAAUAUUGAGGGCACAAAACAAAAUAGCAGAGCAAAGAAAAAAUAGCUCGUUGUAAAUUAGACAUGGAGAACAUACAAUGCCUUUCAAAAAGUUAUAAAAGUGACCAGAAGACCGCGGAGAUUUCGUUGUCGCGCUUGUCAUAUUGCCCAACCGGUCAGGACUCUUUCUACUGAACAUUCUAUUGUUAUUUUAUAUAAGUAUCUAUGUACAGAUGUAUGUAUGUUGAAGCCGAAUAAAAAAUUAAGCAUGGAUUUGUAUAUAAAUAAAAAUGUUUACUGCAUUCCCGACAUAUCAACAACACAAUACAUGUAAAUGUAUGUGUAUGUACAUGCAUAUGAUCACAUUUGCUACUAGAAAGCUCUUAGAGACCUCACCGCUUUCUAUUUGAAAAUACAUUUACACAGUUACACAAAAAAGAUAUGUUUAAUACGGCCAUAUAAAAUACUGCCAUCCACUGCGAAGUACAUAGUACAAUUUUGACUAAAACGAUUCCUUUCUAUGGCAGCUACGUAUAACAUAAAGUCAGCGAUCCGCAAACAAGAUGAGAUGAAAACGCAAUGAUUAAAUCAAAUUUGCAUUUGCCAAUUAAAUACGACAGCGGAAGUGCCGAUAGUGCCAAUUAGCAUUAUUGCCACGACGCCGAUCUAUGGUCACAAUUUGUUCCUUGUCAGCUGCACUAAGUUGUAACAUUGCUUAUAGAUUUCCUAUCUAUGAAAUGGAGCAUUUAGAUCUUGCCGGCUAUCUUGGCCACACGCCUCAAAGUUGGAAUACCCUGGGAACCUUUCAGGAUCAAGAUGCUGUUUACCUAUCUAGCUCGCGACAAAUGUUGGAACCAAUUUUGGAGGAGACUAGCGAGGAUGAGGAACGUGCCCGAAGUAGCUUGAUUGUAAGCCUAGAUCGCCGCUCCACCCUCUGGAGCUCUACGGAGUCUGAAACUGGAUCAGUCUUACGCAUAGAAACGAUUAAGGAUAUCGAUGCUGUUUCUGAGAGGGACUUUGUCUGCCCACCCAAGCGACCAAGGCGCAGCCAUGACUUAAAUUCUGGCCAGAUUUCAGAGGAUUGCGUGCAACUUCGCCGCCCUAUGCCUUACGAUCCCGAGUACCACAAUAGCUUUGAACGCUUUCUGGCUUUGGAGGCAUGUGCUCGCGAUAGCUUCGGAAGCCAGGGCCAACGCAGCAGUAUAGGCAGUAGGCGAGGGGGCACCUUCGAGGACUUUUAUUCGGACAGGGACUCCUCCCACUCGCUAUCGCGCAGCUCCUCCUUGGUACAGUUCGAGUCCUUGGAACGCCAGCUCACGCUCCAGGAGCAGCAUCAGAGUAUGAACAGUCUGGGCAACAGUUCGCCCUCGCUCACCUGCGAGUCUGGUGCUUCAACGCGGGCCAGGACCAGGGACAGCAGUCCAGAGAGUAGGAAGGGAUCAGCCCCGACGCUGUCCCUGCUAAAGCGUUAUGAAUCCAGCGACUGUAGUCAUCUGCACCAGACAUACUAUGAGCUGAACAAUCUCAAUUUUGAAUAUAAGCAGCAGCAGGAACUUCUCUCCAGAAGCCUGCGAGAGGCGGAGCUAAAAUCUGACCUAGAGAGCUCCUCUAGCUCCAGCUCGUCCAGCGAUAGCAGUGGUCACAGCCUUCUAAGCUCUUGCCUUGUUCCCGGAGAUGCAGUAGCAACCGAAAGGGGGAAACAGGACGGGACGAAUUCUCGUCGAAUUCCCCCCAACUCAGCUGAGAACCUGUCCGAGGACUCCGGCUACUGCGAGCCAAGAACCCUAAAGCGGGAAAAGUCCAAAUCCAUACCAAAGAAUUUCGAGAAACUUUGCGAAGAGGAGGAGGAGCUGCUGUUACUGGAGGAGGGCGCUCCGCAUUCUCGCGACUUCAAAGACGAGCAUGAUUUGUGUCAGACCGAAAUAGAGCAGACUGCGGAUACGGCUGCAUUAGCAUGCUCUCCGUCGUCUAUAAAUAGUUCCCCGGAGAGGGCCAGCUCCGAAUCGGAAUCGGCAUCGCCGCUGCCAUCGCCGACCGGAUCGGCAUCAACGUCGUCUGCCGCCUCGUUCACUUGGCUACACAACAGUUUGCCAGAUAUCCGCGAGCCACGAGGUCCACUCUCUGUGGAAAUUAACAAUUCAAAGCCCAAGACAAACGGCAGCGUUCUGGCCACCACCAGACAAAAUAGUGGCAGCACCCGGAGCAGCAGCUCCGCCGAUAGCUGUGACGGUAUAUCGCUCCUCGGCCCCACCCAUUCACUCAACGAGCUCCAGGUGCUUGAACGGAGGCGACGACCACGUCAUAUUCGCCCCAGCCAGAGAAACUGUCACAGCAACAGUUCCAGUGAGGAACUGGAGGAGCUGGACAACUUAUUUGUUGCCUGCCACACCCCGCCAAGGAUCCGACGCAGUUGCAGCUGGAACGAACGAGCUAGAAAAGUAGUGGGUGUGGCAAGUGCCGGAUAUUUGAACGCUAGUUACCAAAACCUAACUCUAUUGAACUACACGGAUAACUGGCUGCCGGCAGAGAUUCUUCAGAAGAACCACAAGAGGAGCCCAGCAGAAGAAAUGUCGAAACAAAGCAGUAAUACCUGCGGAAAUUACGAGCACAUGAUAUGUAAGGGAAACUUUUUGCUGGAUGAGAUCAGCAAGGUUUAUGACAAAAAUGUGUCUAUACUGACGGAUAAGCCGGUGCUGGAUACCAAGCUCCCUGCGCCAGUGGAAUGUGAUUUAAAUGAACCUAUUGAAUGUUCGAAGGUGCAGCACGUGCAGCUAAACAUAAAGCCACCGCCGCGCCAGAAACGUUUGACUCAACAGCCGCCAGCCGCCAUGACCUUUAAUGGCCUUGUUAAAACAUUUGACCAGGAUCCCACUAACUUGCGAACCUCGUACACCCAAAGCCUAGAGCAGUGCCACCUUGACGAGCAAGAAACGGCAAAGCCUGCUUCGUACCCGCCGUCAGCCAUCUCACAACGGUUCCUGCCCAAGCGGCGAUUCCAGUCCCAGACGUCGGCGGCUAAGCAGCGAAGUCUGGUAAGCAGCACGCCAAAUCUCGCGGCCAGCGACGACGGGCAGCCGGAAUCCGAGUACGAUAUCUACGUGAGCAGUGCACACGCCUCAAUGCACCAGUUGCCGCAGACAACAACGCUCCCGAAGCCGCUGGGGAUUCUGCUUCCAGCCGGAUCGCGCCAUUCUUUUGGCAAGGAGGUAAGCUUCUGCCCAGUGGUAAGCAAGUACUGUUGGCAGGAGCAGUCCUCCGAGGAGCCCACCGAGGACCAGUUCCACUCCAGCGAGGGCGAGCAGGGGCCGCCCAGCGAUGACGAACUGAUGGACCCCACAUUGGUGCACAACACCAGAGAGAACGAAAACAUCGCUGCGCUCUUCGAGCCCGAGCCAGAGCAGGCGCAUCGUCUAAGAGAGCCGGCGAUCGCACAAAAGUUUACCGGUUUCCAUACCAAUGCGCUCUUGUCCGCCUCCACACACGCAGAGAAAAACUUAUCAUGUGAAGAGAGCGCCAAUGUCAAAAACAAAGCAAACUUAGCCACACCCGAUUGCCGCGAUCAAAGAACCGAAGCUAAGACCACCCUGGAACCUGAGCCCGCUUUAAGCAGCACAGUCAGUCUAAAACCUUGUGCCGUUGCGAACUCGUCUUGUCGAGAAGAAACUCCGAGCGAUGCUAUUAAUGAACCUGCAUCUGCGACUGCACGACCACUUAGCUUGCCGAUUCUUAGCGAGCCGCCUACCAACCGCGCGCACCGCAUCCUAUACUCAUCCCAACAACUAAGGCGAUACGAACCGAAGGCGUCACCGAUUAACAAGAUGCCGCCGGCCAACGAACUUAGCCCGCAAGCCGCGGCUGUUGCGAGAACGGACGAGAAACAUCCAACCUCCAGAAGCCUCUUCUCCAGGUUCACCCACGGGCUGAGAUUUUCGUUGCGUCGCAAAAAGAAGCAGCAGCAACAAGAGCCUUCGCAGGUCAAAGAGUCGCCAAAGGAGUUAAGGCAGAGCCCCGAGGAGAGCCAACCGGUCGACUUUGUGCACAUCCCUUUAAAGCCGCCAAGAAGUUCGCAAUGUGGCCGACUGGACGAUACUAUCGUGUCAGAGACAAGCAGUGGCCACGUGCACAGCUGGCAGCAACAGGAACAGCUGGGCAAGACCUCAACUCUGCAAAAGGUGACUGGCAAGCCGCCACUGCCCAAGAUGCCACCACGCAGUGGCAUCCUAACGCAUGCGCCUCAGGAAACGACCGGUGAAACUGUCAAUUGCCAUCGCACCGAGGCGUUGCCGAGCGUCGAACGAGAACACUGCAAUCAGUUAACCGGACAGUUGGUGGCUAAGGUUCAAGCACAGAGAAUGCGGGACACCGGGCUCAGCUCGCAGAUAGUAGUCGCCGAAGAGACACAUACGGUUAAUCGACUGGCCGGACACGGCGACGCGACUAGGCCCACUGUGGUUACCGCCGUUCCGGUUUCCGUUGCUCCUGUCGCAGAGGUCGACAAGAUGGGUUUGAUCGAGACCAAUCUGGACACUCAUGAAACGGUUAUAUCGGGAAAGACACGGUCUCUUAUGGAUAUAACUUGCAACCCACUUAGCAUGCCACACAAGCGAUACAUCGUAAAGCGUCUAAAUGUAAACAGCGUUGCGUAUGACGUAGAUGAAUUGGACGCAGAGGUUAAACCCUCGCCUGGUGGAAUGGCAUCCGUACGCAGGCCGCACAAGAGUAUGGAAUUUCUGCUGGACAAGGAGAACCAGAAAAAUAUUCUGCCCCCUGAAAACGAACUGCAGAAAUCACAUGACCACAAUCCAGGCGCACUAAGCGAGCAUCAACUGCGUGUCCAAGCUUCGCUUCAGCGGCUAAAUAUUCCCGACUGGUUCCGUCAUUACAACAAAGGCCCCGAAAAGGCAGCAGAUGGCGAAAACGCAUGCACAAGUGCGACUGGCGGUGGUUACCGACCUGGCAACUUCACCCGCAAACGCGCACAGGAAUCGGGUCGCUGGCAAGGGCUCAACUCAAAGACGACUUCCCUCAGCUCGCUGGGAUCUCAACGCUCCGACCGAAGUCCUUUGUUGAUGAGUCCCUCAGCGCACAGUCAUCACGGCGGCCAAAGCUCCUAUUCAUGUGGGUCGACGACAAUUCACGGUCCGGCACCUGUACAGAUAGGCAUGGGUGCAACUCGCUGGUCAACCUCUCAUCUGAAUUCCACUCAGAUGUCUCCCGGUGCCUCGCAGCGCGGAAGCUUUACGCGCGGCGCCCCCAUUAAUAGCAGCUUUAUAUCUGUGGCCAGUGGUAGUGGCUUGUUGCGCAAUUCCUACCGACAGCCGUAUUUGGGUUGGCGCAGCACAGAGAAGCUCUCCCAACGAACUCCCCACGAACGUCUGGCCAAUUCGCUGCUAACCCAACGGACAGCUCCGCCCUCCACACGGGCGGGCAAUGAAACCCGCACCUUACAUUCUGUAUCGACAGAGAUUCAAAGCUCCAUUAAGGAAGUCACAUCCGCCAUCGUUCACUUCGUGAACGACCAGCAGCAGUCCCAACAUCCGCGGAGCCGUUCUACCAGUCCAAAUUCAAGGUGCUGGCUGGAAAGCAGCUUUGUUGGUACACGAACCCUGGACUCGCCGCAAACACCCGUCAUUGACAACAGUCCUCCCGAAUUGGCACGAAAGCAGCAGCAGCUCCACCCGCACCAAGUGCAUCUGGAUGUCGGUCUGUCGCCUGUAGUCUCCGCUGGUCAGCUGCCACAUCGCAUGAACGGAAUAAAUCGUAUCGGCAACGGUGGCGCAUGCGCAGCUUCUCGGCAGCAGCUGGAGGUGCAAUCAGCCGCCGAACUGCAGCGGCUUCGUCGCCGGAGUGAAGGCGACGCACCCACGCAGGAGAAGCAUUAUUCCAAGGAGCAAUCCCAUAAGUCCAACUCGCAUUCAGUUGAAGCUGUAGACAGUGCCCAGCCAAAUAACCCCAAAGAGAGCCGGCGGGCAUCGUUGGGUGACCCCGCCCUCGCAGCUACACGGUCGGACAUAGGAAGCGGACAGCUGCAACUCAUCGAGGGACCGACGACGGGCUUUGGAUCGGGACAACAUGUUCGCUGCCGCAACACCAAGUGCGACCAGAGUACCUCUCCCAGCGAUGCAAAGAAACUCUACAAGUCGUGCCACAAUUGUUCCCAUUUAUACUGCUCGCGUGAGUGUCGGCGGGCACACUGGGAAAAGCAUAGGAAAGCUUGCCUGCACUCGCGUGCCUCCAAUAUUUGUCGCCAGGUGCUGGCCACGUGCAAGGACGACAUCGACUCGCAGCGCCAUCUAAGUCUUUUAGCCCGCAAAGGCAGCCUGUCUCAGGGACGUGGCGUUGUGCGUGUGCUUUUUCGUAGUGCCGAGGCGGCGGAAGGAUUCAUUAAGAACGGGUUCCAGUGCAUGGGGGAGGCUUCGUACGUACGUUGGCCAGACCUUAUGCCCGCCGAGAUGGGCCUGGAGUUAUACUCAGAGCUUCUUAAGCUCAGCACGGAGUACAAGCCGGAAACCAAAAUGCUCAUUUACGUUGCUAUUUGCGUGGUAUCCGAGGCACCGGGAAUGGGACAGGCACCUGUGCGCUGGGAACGCCAACUGGUGAGUCGUUGUGCCAAGCUGAAACUCUGCAAGACAGUUCUGGCUGAACUAGAGCAACAUCAGGCGGCGCUCCUGCAACCGGUGUCUGUUGUGGCAGUGCCGGAGCGGACGGAAAUCCUCAUUCUAACUUUCAAUCCCGGACAGCAUAGUAAUAGAGAGCUGAUCCUUUCAAAUAUUCUGGAUAUUUUGUCUAGGCGCGGCGUCAUGCUAAGCAAACACUAUCCGGAGGUCUUCGAGCGCCUGCAAACGUACUCUGAGGGACAGAGUGAUAAGUUUAAUCCGGUGACACUGCAUCCGCGGGACACGCAAACUGGGCAAAACUUUGUAUGCAUAAUUAUGGCGGUGCAUACGGACAAUGAGCUAACGAAGCUUCCAUCAGCAGCGGAUGGCGGCAAUCGAGUUACUACCAUAGAUGUAGGAUCUACUUCGGCUCUUGUGCAACUGGAACUGGGCGAUGAUCAGAUUUGCAAAACCAAAUCCAGGGAAAGUUGAUUAAGAGCUUACAAAAAUCAAAACAAUGAGCUUCGGAGAGCAAACGCUGGCAACGGUCACUCUUUUCAUUCCGGCCAUUUCAACGACCCCUUGGGGUGUCCCAUAGAAAGUACCCGCAUGUAAGGAAGCAUUAUUCAAAUUUCAAUUAUGAAAUUGAUCAUAUUUUCAACCUAAAAUCUGGCUAAAUUCGUUUAUUUUAUUCCACUAUAAAUCCCAAAAAUUAUUCAAAGAGUUAUUAUAAAUACCCGUUACUCGUAGAGUAAAAGGUUAUACAAGAUACGUUGAAAAGUAUGUAACAGGCAGAAGGAAGAGUUUCCGACCAUAUAAAGUAUAUAUAUUCUUGAUCAGGAUCAUAAUCCGCGUCGAUCUGGCCCUGUCCGUCUGUCUAUCCUUAUGAACGUCGAUUUAGGAACUAUAAAAGCUAGAAGGUUGAGACUAAGCAUUCAGAUUCUAGAGAGACAGACGCAGCGCAAGUUUGUUGGCCCAUGUUGCCACGCCCACUCUAAUGCCCACUAACCGCCCAAAAGUGCCACUCCCACACUUUUAAAAAACGUGUUGAUAUAUUUUAAUAUUUUAAUUAUUCUGAAAGAUUUCUAUCGAUUUGCCAAAAAACAUUUUGUCACGGUCACUCUAACGCCAAAAGUUUCCCAAAACUGCAACGCUUUUGAACAAUUAAAAAAUUUUUUCUCAUUUUCUUCACCAAUAUCUAUCGAUAUCCCAGAAAAAUUAUUAUUGAAUUCUCGCGUUCGCAUUUGCACUAGUUGAGUAACGGGUAUCUGAUAGUCUGUUAAGUUGACUAUAGCAUUCUCUCUUGUUUUGUGUUAGUGUCAUUAAAAAGUGAUGAGCAAAUUAAAAAAUGAAUUUCUUUUAUAGUUAGUAAAAACAUCAAAAGAGCAAGUUCUAGCUCGAAAAGUAAUUUACAAAUGGAAUUGAAAGUUUGUUUGAAUAAUAAGUAUUUGAUUAAGAGGACUGUGAACCAAAUACAUUUUGCUGAAAUUAUCCAGAUCUUUUAAAGAAAAGUUACGAACAAAUGAAUCCUAAGAACCUCGUCUAAAACCAAUAUUCCCUAAAAUAACUACUUCAGGACUGCAUUUUUUUCAAAAUAUGUAAAAGGUUACUUUAAAAUAGCAACAAACUAUCCUACAACCUUGAACGAAUAGACGCAAUAGUAUGUCUGCCUUUUUAACCGGUUUUUCAUUUUUAUUUGGCAACCAUUUUGCUAAUGAAUGGGUUUUCACGAAAGCACGCUUAUGCGAGUUUGACAAAAAAAAGUGUUACCCAAAGCAUUAAGUCGACAGACAGGCUUAAGAAAAUUACCUAAAUUAUUUGUAAUAAAAGUAUUUAUGUUAUGAAGCCCAAAUUAUUUAUGCCGAGAAGUCAUCAUUUAUGUAGGUAACUGUUGAAAUUGCUUUUUUGUUAUUGUUUUUAAUCGCAUAAAAACCGCCAUUCUGGACAGGAGAUUUCGGUUACAUACUGCAAUACAUUAAGUAGCACUCGAAUGGUUUGGUUAACUUGAUUAUUGUCCAAUAUUGCAUAACAGCAGGAUAGGGCUUAGGCCAGGACUUUUAAUUCUUCUGAAUUUAGUGGGUGAGUGGAGUGGGAAGCUGUAACACACUUGCAAAGGACGGUUGGCAUGGUAGGCAGUCGAAAAAUGAAAUUGUUGUUUAACUAAAAACUAAAUACUAAAUAGCCAAGAUCGGUUCACCAAAAUGACAAAUAUAAGCCAAUAGCAUAGUCAUUUAAAUGAAAAUGUUACUAUAAAAUCGUAUAAUUACUUACUUGUUUAAUGGCGUGCCUGCACCAUAAAAUUUAAGCUUGAGGAACGAGUUAAUCUAAAAUAUUUAUGUUUUCAAGAAAAAAAAUUUAAAAAAGAAAAUACGGAAAUUUAACAGUGAAAAGUAUAUAUAUUGUUUUGUGUGACUUUCAAUUUAGCUUAAAAAUGAGUUUGAAAUGCUUUGUUAUAUUUUGAACAUAUAUAUAACAUCUAUUUUAGAUGUUGCUUAUAUUGUUUAUCCACAGCUUUAAAAUAAUUUGAUAUCAAAUUGGAAAAAUAAUUGGCACGAAUAAAAGGACUCUACCAAGCGGCAAAGACCAUGGUCAAAUUUAAUUGGCCGGAUAAAUAUGGAUUGUGGUACGCAUCCUUUCCGUAACUUUGUAACGAUUUAGUUUUUAAGCUGUAGCAGAAAUAUUAAAUAAAAAGUGGACCAACCACAGACACAGAUCUUCCUAUAUAAUCAUGAUUGCAUAGUGCAUGCAAACCAGUUGACAUUAAAAGAAACAAAACUACAAUCCCGUGUAACUAAAAUGUAUUCAUUCUUGAAUAAUCCUAUAUACAUAUGAAUAUAAGUUUGUAAUGACCGCAAAUUCAAAAAUGGACCCUAAGCAAAGUCCAUGUUCGCAAAUGUAUACGUAUACGUAUUUAUCUUGAUUUAACUGAUGGCGAAUUCUAGUAAUUUAAAGCUUUAUUAUACAAGCCAUGAAUCCUAAUUCUUAAACACUUGGUUUUGAUUAUUGUAAAAAAUUCGUUGCCACUUCACAACUUUACUUUAAAUAUGUAAAAAUAUUUUAUUUUUAACAGAUAAUACGCAAAAAUAUAAAUAUAAGAAGUUUAAAAGAGUGCGUCCAUUUUACAAAUCAACAGCUCUAAUUUUUUUGAAAAGACAGCAGUAAUUCACAUCAUCUAAUUUUCGAUAAAUUUUAACUUUAUUUUACUCUUUUACGUCUAUGAAUAUUUAAAGUUUUGUGUAUUUAUUAAUUAUAUUAUUGCCAACAUUAAAAUUUACUGACCUUAUAGCUUCACGUAAGAAUAAGAUGAACGUGGCAAAACACUAAAAAAAUUAUAUUUAAAGUGAAAUGGUGCUUACAUUAAUAAAAAAAAAACGCAUAAGACGUCGAAAACGGUGGAAAAUGUGCCUAUUUCUGGGAUCCCUCUAUUCUUCGUUAAGGCACUUGCAAAUGGAGUAGGUUAGUAAAAAAUUGUAUUUUAUUCAAAUAUUUAUUUGAUUUUAUGCAUUAUUUAAUACAUACUUAUAUUAGAUAGAUUUAAUUAAAAUAUAUUUAAGCUUACAACUUUCAACUUAUAUGUGUGUGUUUAUUACCUGUGCAUAUUCAUACGUAUCGGAUUUGCUCGUAUCGUCACCUAAUAAAUCCAUAUUUUACACCUACAAUUUGUAUAAGAGAAUAGCCUAUAACACUUAUAAAUACGAUGCCUAUACAUAUAUGCGUUUAAUGUUU